AUGGAUGAACCAUGGAUGAAUCCGGGACCACUGACGUUUACGAGAGAUAGGGCCGCUUCGACUUCUCCUAUGCUUCUGGAAGAUCGCCUAGGCAAUCUCAAAGGAUGGGGGCCCAAUAGGCAAGCAUUUCAAGUGAAUCCAUCUAUUUAUUUAUCCCCUCGACCUCGUGAGGUGGAUGUAGAAGACCUCCGUCCGGCUCGCGUGCACGAUUCCGCCAAGUACUAUGGAUCGGAUAUAAGUCCAAAUGGAAAUUCAGAGGAGGAGGGUGUGUCGUCUAGACUAAGAGAAUAUCCUUUGGUUCCCAGACGGCCGAUCAAAUACCAAGCCUUGACUUCAAAAUCAAGCAGGAUGUUAUCUCCGCAGGAUAAGAUGAAACGAAAAAACUCGGAUCCUCCUGAUAAUAAUGACUCACCAUCGGCGCAAAGACCUCGGAAGUUCAUAAAAUUAUGGGGCGUUUUCAUUGGGCCGGAAGAACAUGAACCGGGCUCUUCUUCCACAGGCGAUAACAAUAGUAUCAUCAAUCGGUGGUCCCCAAAUUUGAGAUCCAGUCCAUCCUCGAUGUUAGCCUCAAGUAGACUCAUUAAUACAGCUAAUAAUGAAGAUGGGAUUUCGGUGAGCGAAGGGGCAAGUCAUCAGUUUGCAAUUCACAAUCCUCAUAAUUUUCCUAUCAAUAAUCAAGGCCUCGCGUCGACACAUUCGGGAAUAGUUACGAAUUCCGGUACUUGUCGUGGCGCUAGCAAAGAGCAAAUUCCUGGCUAUGAGGAAGACGAAUCGGGAGAAUUACUAGUGUUUGAUAGAACGGUUUUUGGCUAUUCGACACCAAGCAUCUUUCAAGCGUGUUUGAACAGAGAUAUCAAUAUUUUGAACCUCAUCUCCACAAUGUUUGGUAGACUAGCCGUCAAAAAACUAGAGAUGACAGAAGUUAUGUUUGCUAAAGACUAUCAUGGAAUUUUCAACUUCGAAAGUAGAGCAAAGCCAAAGGAAUUUGAUAGAGAGAUUGCUCAUGCUAGAAAUAGAGAUCUUGAGAAUCAUAGAAGAAAAAGCUUACAUCAUUCAUUCAGAACGCUCUUCGAAAACCAGGAGGUAUGGCUUACACAUUGGCGCAAGAUAACGGGCAUAGACUUCACACCUAUGGCUGAAGAGGCGGAAGCUUAUAAUGAAUCUCUCCACAUGCGGGAACUUCUCAUAACAUUGAAAGGAAAACAAUGA
This is a messenger RNA of Puccinia triticina, 1209 nucleotides long. RefSeq lists its product as uncharacterized. The record is from RefSeq and is a predicted model, not a curated record. NCBI's taxonomy places the organism in Eukaryota, Fungi, Basidiomycota, Pucciniomycetes, Pucciniales, Pucciniaceae. The coding region runs from base 1 to 1209 and encodes 402 amino acids. The transcript has 2 exons.